GACUCGACAAGGUUCCUUGUACUAUACGAGAAUCUUUAUAAAACCGUUGUGUAGUGAAGUUUCAUCCCACGAAUAUUAUCCCUCUUCAAUAAGAUGCCUAACAAGAUCUUGGUUCCUUGUGUUUACCAACCAUGAAUUAUUUGGUUCAACAUACAUUUUGGCGACUGGAAGUUUGAAAUACCACAAUAUAGAGGACAAGUACAUUUCAUUGCUACAUAAAAAUACUCAUUUGAUUCCAACAUGGCCGACGGUGACUCAAAAUGGCUACGCAAAGCCACUGAACUGGAGCGCAUGUUUGAAAUAGGACAUCAACUUCAAGUGUAUUUGACCCAAUAUACUCUCGAUCUGGCUUCCGUCAAACCCAUAGAAGAAGAGUUCCUGAGGAGAGCUCUAACACAUUUGUACAGGAAAGUCCCAGUUCUCAGGGUCUGCCUUCGCCUGAGGAACUCAGAAUUAUGGCUCCGGGAGAUGGAUGGAUGUAUCAUUGAUCUUAAGGUCAUUGAAGAUGGGAACCUCGAGGAAGAGAGUGACAAAGAGACUCUCCACAAGUACAACUCUGAAAGUGGGCCGCUGUGGUGUGUCAGACUCUUACGGAUGAAGGGGUCCUCUGUUGAUUUCCCCUACCACUAUUCACUGAUCUUAGGGAUUCAUCAUUCACUGUCAGACGGAACAACAAACGUCAAGAUUUGUGAUUUACUCUGCAGGAUCCUGAACAGCCUUAUGGGUGGUCUGCCUAUCGAUGAUGCAGAACAGCUAGGAGAACUUGUAGGCAAUGAAGUACUUCCACUUUAUGAACAGGAAAUGGCAAAAUUAAAAGAGAAUCCACAGUUAGGUAGAGAGAUACAAAAAGAGUUAGAGGAGGGCUCAAAAGUUCGCCCUCUGAUACGCCACAUUUGUGAGAUUCCAUCAGACGCGCCAGUCACUUCGAAGAAAAUCUCAGUUGUCGUUGACCCAGACUUGACGUCCAAAUUCCACAGAAGGGCAAAGGCAGAGGGUGUCAGCCUCCACGCGGCUCUCACUUCUCUCAUCAAUCUUAGUCUCGUAAAGCUCUUGCAAGAACACGGCAUUGUGCAAGAUGAAUACAAUAUCAGAGCUGGGCAUGACAUUGACAUUAGAAGGUACUACUCAGGUGAUGCAUCCAGGGUCAUUGGUGUCCAAGGGCCAAUGUUUGGAUACAGGAGCCCAUUUUUGGUUCCAAAGGAUUUGUUUCCAGUGUUCUGGAAUGUUGCUAAGGAAUUCCAUGACAAGCUACAUAAAGACAUUAAUUCUAGAAAGGUUUUAACAACGUCAGCUUACAAAAUUAUGACAGAGGACACUAACCACAACUUUGAGGAAAUGUUUAGGGCUGACGGGGAACCAGAUUACUACUACACAAUAUCCAACAUGGGGAACAUUGCUGCCCUGCUGUCAGAAGGGGGUCAGUACCUCUCAGUACAAAAGCUUACCAGGUUCUGUUCGUUAAGGAGCAGAGGGUCAUUCAUGGUUAUAUUUAUUCAUACAUUCAGGAAUAAGCUGAAUUUCACUUUUGCUUAUUCAACACGAUUCCUUAACCACGACUUUGUUCAUAGGCUCCAAGAACUCUUUCAGUCUUACAUGGCGUCAGUAUGUGAAACUUAGUUCUUUCCACUUGACUUACUUGCAAAGCAUAAUUUAGUAAGUUAUGGUUGGCUGUGUGAUGUGCAAUUAUAAGCUAUUUGUCCAUAUAAGGCUAUAGUUUUCUUUCUUGAGGUUUUAUUUUAUUCAUAUAGAGAUUAAUUCAUCUAUAUUUCAAAUGUCGUCAAGUUGACACCUUUUAGCACUUUUUCGUCAAAGUUCAGUAAAAGUAAAUAAAGUUUUCUCUCAUA
Molecule: messenger RNA, 1844 nt
Organism: Macrobrachium nipponense
Lineage: Eukaryota; Metazoa; Arthropoda; Malacostraca; Decapoda; Palaemonidae
Exons: 4
Coding region: 241-1617 (458 amino acids)
Source: RefSeq, a predicted model, not a curated record